AUGGAAGCCAACAAGCCGGCAGCACCAGCAGCUCCUCGGGCAGACAUGUCUGACGAGUACCGCAAGAUAACUGCGGGAGUGCAUGGGCUGUUUCCCGGGCUGCGACGUCGGGGCAUCUACGACAUCGUGGUCAAGGAGAAGGGCGACGUUGACAGGCACCGCUACCCCCUUCAGCCACCCCUUUCUUUGCUCGCCUUUGAAGAAGGAGAGAAAGAGUUGAGAACACUGACGGUGAAGGUGACCAGCCGCAUCCUACGGGUUCUCGACAAGGCCGCCAGUGGGCAGUCGUUGGUACCCAAGGAAGCGGCCGAGCGGGCCUUCCAGGGUCCCUGUCCCGCCGGACCACCGGAAGAUCAGGGCAAGGGCAAGGAGCGGGUGCACGAGCUCCAGACGGCCCGGCAGCGGGAGCGCGAGAUCGGGGAGCUGCUGGACCUGUUUCCGGCCCUGCCGCGCCACCGCCUCGAGGCGGCCUACGACGCCCACGGCCAGCACCUCCAACCCACCGUCGACCACCUCCUCACCGCCGCGGCCGACGACAGCAUCGACAACAAUAACAACAGCGGCGCUGCUGUCGAUGCAGCGAUGAAGAAGAAUGAUGAAGAUGACGAUGAUGACGAUGAUGACGACGACGAGGAAGAGGAAGAGGGGUUGAAGUUUAGGUGCAUGGAGUACUUGAGGGAGCGGUGGGGGCAGUACGCGGACCAGCUGCACCGGCUCACGCCCGAGGUGGGGCGCGAACUUCAGGACCACGUGCGCGCGUACGGCCUCCCGGGCGCGCACGCCCGAGCGCCCGUCAUAGAGCCCGUGGCCCUCUCGCCCGAGGAGGAGCGCGCACGCGAGGACCUCAACUCCGUCUUUCUCUUUGCCCUCACCUCCACCUCCUCCGACUCUUCUUCAUCGUCGUCUUCUUCUUCUUCGUCGUCGUCGUCGGCGUCAUCGGGGCGAAAUGACAAUCUGAGACUGAGCAGCGAGGGUGUGGCCGCCUCGGCCGGGUGGAUGGCGGAGUGGGAGGAGAUGGAGCGGCGCGACGAGGAAGUGGCGCGUGCGUUGCAGCGCGAGGAGGACGAGCGCGCAGCCGACAUCGAGCGCAAGGACGAGCAGCUGGCCCACCUCAUCGCCGUCCAGGAGCGGCGCCAGGAGGCCCUCCGCCGGCGCCGGCGGCAGGAACAGACCAUCGCCGCGGCCGACGAGGCGAGACGGCGGCGCGAGGCCGACGACGCCGAGUACGCGCGUACGCUCCAGGAGCAGUUCGACGCGGAGAAGAAGGGGGACGCGGAGGUGAAGCGCAUGAUGGAGCUGAUGGAGGAGGAGGAGGCCUCGAUGUCGCUCAUCCGCCAGCUGCUCGGCCAUGAGAAGCAGUUCCGGGGCCACCACCAUGCUGAGGACUUGAUGAAGCACUCGGACGAUCAAUUGUGCGAGGCGCUGUUUGCCGGGAACAUUAACGAGUUCCUCACGGAGGACACGCGACAGGUGACCGACAUCAAGCGGGUGCUGCAGGUGGAGCUCGUGCGUCGCUUCAUGGCCAAAUGGCUCGAACUCAAGCGCACCUACGGGUCCUACGCGGAGGAGGCGCGGCCGCGGUUGGGGUUCCACGGGACUCCCGAAGCGAACAUCCCCAACAUCCUCCAGCAGGGCCUGCUCGUGCCCGGCACCCACGGCGUCAUUAACCGCACUGACGACGGCUAUUACGGGGCGGGUAUCUACCUGUCGCCGGACGCCAGGACCUCGCUCGGCUAUGCGGGCGGGUGCGGCAAGCUGCUGGUGUGUGCGGUGCUCAUGGGUCGCAUCUACAAGUGCGAGGACCUCAUGCACGGCGCCCCUUGCACGCCCGGCUUUGAUAGCCACAUGUCGCCCUGCGAGGGUGAGCUCAUUUUGUUUGAGGCCGCCCAGGUGCUGCCGUGUUUCGUGAUUACCAUCGCCAGCGCCGUGCAGCGGCCCAUGCCCACACCGGCGCCACCGUACCAGUCGACGGCCCACCUCACGGCGAAGAAGGCGGCCAAGGCAAAGGGCGGGCGCACGCCCAAGACCACCGCCAAGCUGAAGCGUCAGCGGAAGCUCGCGCGUCGCGCCCAAAGAGCGGCCAAGGGCGGACGCAAGAACAAGUGA
Molecule: messenger RNA, 2106 nt
Organism: Acanthamoeba castellanii str. Neff
Lineage: Eukaryota; Discosea; Longamoebia; Acanthamoebidae
Product: Poly(ADP-ribose) polymerase catalytic domain containing protein
Exons: 11
Coding region: 1-2106 (701 amino acids)
Molecular function (GO): NAD+ poly-ADP-ribosyltransferase activity
Source: RefSeq, a predicted model, not a curated record